Molecule: messenger RNA, 2633 nt
Organism: Sinocyclocheilus rhinocerous
Lineage: Eukaryota; Metazoa; Chordata; Actinopteri; Cypriniformes; Cyprinidae
Product: cadherin-2-like
Exons: 15
Coding region: 165-2531 (788 amino acids)
Biological process (GO): homophilic cell-cell adhesion; cell-cell adhesion mediated by cadherin; calcium-dependent cell-cell adhesion
Cellular component (GO): plasma membrane; neuron projection; apical part of cell
Molecular function (GO): cadherin binding; calcium ion binding; beta-catenin binding
Source: RefSeq, a predicted model, not a curated record
CGAGCGGAGCCUCAGUACCAGACCGAGAGCAGCACGGAUCAGUGCCGGAGAGAGACGGAGGGACAAUUUUGUCGCUACAUGCCGCCGCUACCGCACGGAACAUUAUAACGCAGCGGAAAACGGCCAACUCUAUCGGUUUCUUCAUAAAGUACGGAAUUUAAACGAUGUACUGUUCGGGAGGCGUGAUGCUGGGGCUUCUCGCCGCUCUGCAGGUGGCAGUCCAGGGCACGGGGGCGAUGCCGUGUCAGCCGGGUUUCACUGAGAACGAGUACAACGUCAUGACCGCCGACGUCAUCACCGAGGGACAAGUUCUGCUCAAAGUGGAUUUCGUGGACUGUGGCAGAGGUUCUGGCUUGCGUUUCGAGAGCGGAGACCCUGCGGAUUUCCGGAUAGAGGCCGACGGGACUGUUUUCGCAGCACGAACCCUGCAGCUAUCUGACAGGAAGGGGCAGAGCUUGGAGAUUAAGGCCAAGGACGUGAAGUCCCAAGAGGAAUGGCUGGUGCACAUCAACUUCACCCAACCCAAGCAGGUGCCAGAGAUACUGUUUCCGUGGCACAGUGUGGUUGUCAAGGGCGACGGCAGUGUGAAUCGCGUGAAAAGAGACUGGGUCAUUCCUCCUGUCAACGUGCUUGAGAACUCCAGAAAACAAUUCCCUGAAGAGCUUGUGAAAAUCCAGUCAGAUAGGGACAAGAGUAACACACUGCGCUAUAGCGUGACCGGACCAGGAGCCGACCAGAACCCCACCGGCCUGUUUAUCAUCGACCCCAUUACAGGAAUCCUGUCCGUCACCAAACCGCUGGACAGAGAACACAUCCCAAAUUUCCAUCUACGUGCUCAUGCUGUAGACAUCAAUGGGAACCAGAUGGAGAACCCCAUCGACAUCAUCAUCAAUGUCAUCGAUAUGAACGACAACCGGCCCGAGUUCACUCACCAGAUCUGGAACGGAACCGUGGAUGAGGGCGCCAAACCAGGUACAUUUGUAAUGACAGUGACCUCCCAGGAUAAGGAUGACCCAAAUACAGCCAAUGGGAUGCUCAGAUACAAGAUCCUCUCCCAGACCCCAGAGAGCCCCUCCUCCAACAUGUUCACUAUCAACAACAAGACUGGCAAAAUCAUCACUGUAGCUGCAGGUCUAGAUCGUGAGAAGGUGCCUCAGUACACCCUGAUCAUUCAGGCUACUGACAUGGAGGGAAACCCCACCUAUGGUCUGUCCAACACCGCCACUGCUGUCAUACGCCUGCUGGAUGUCAAUGACAACGCUCCAGAGUUCACCCGAGAGACUUUCCACGGUGAGGUCCCAGAGAACCGUGUGAAUGUGAUAGUGACGAAUCUCACCGUGACUGACAAAGAUGAACCGGGGACUCCUGCCUGGAAUGCAGUGUACCGGAUCAUAUCAGGGGAUCCAACCGGACGCUUCUCCAUCCCUACUGAUCCCGUUACCAACGAAGGCCUCGUCACCGUCGUCAAGCCAAUUGAUUUUGAGAUGAAUCGAUCAUUCAUGCUGACGGUUGUCGCUGAAAAUGAGGUGCCGCUGGCGAGUGGGAUCCAUCGCACCCGCCAGUCUACAUCCACCGUGUCCAUACGUGUCAUCGACGUGAACGAAAGCCCAAAUUUUGACCCCAACCCCAAACAGGUCAAACUGGAGGAGGGACUUCCACAGUGGUCGAUGCUGGCGACUUUUACAGCUCAUGAUCCAGACAGAUACAUGCAGCAGACUAUUAGGUACUCUAAAUUGUUUGACCCCGCCAACUGGCUAGAGAUCGACCCCAACAACGGACGAAUUUCCACCAUUGCUGUCCUGGACCGAGAAUCUCCAUAUGUCAAAAACAACCUCUACAACGCCACAUUCAUGGCCGCUGAUAACGGUGUUCCCCCUGCGAGUGGGACGGGUACUCUGCAGAUCUACCUGCUGGACAUAAACGAUAACGCACCUCAAGUAUUCCCUCAAGAAACAGAAGUGUGCGAGCGCCCCGAACCCAAUGCCAUCAAUAUCACAGCCGUAGACGGAGAUCUCAACCCCAACGCUGGGCCCUACGCUUUCGAACUGCCCAACCGACCCUCUGACCUCCGCAGGAACUGGACACUGACUCGAAUCAGUGGCGAUCAUGCUCAGUUAAGUCUGAAGAUUAGUUACCUGGAAAGCGGGAUAUAUGAGCUGCCCAUCAGCAUCACGGACUCGGGUAACCUGCCCAUGUCCAACACCACCUACCUGCGCAUCAAAGUGUGCCAGUGCGAUCAUCACGGUGACUGCGUGGACAUGGAACGCAUCAUGGCAGCUGGGCUGGGCACCGGAGCCAUCAUCGCCAUACUUAUCUGCAUCAUCAUUCUGCUGGUGCUGGUGUUGAUGUUUGUGAUGUGGAUGAAGAGACGGGAUAAAGAGAGACAGGCCAAGCAGCUGCUGAUCGAUCCAGAGGACGAUGUGCGAGACAACAUACUCAAAUACGACGAGGAGGGCGGCGGAGAGGAAGACCAGGACUAUGAUCUGAGCCAGCUGCAGCAGCCCGAUACUCUGGAGCCAGACACGGGAUAAAGAGAGACAGGCCAAGCAGCUGCUGAUCGAUCCAGAGGACGAUGUGCGAGACAACAUACUCAAAUACGACGAGGAGGGCGGCGGAGAGGAAGACCAGGUACA